This is a messenger RNA of Diachasmimorpha longicaudata, 2003 nucleotides long. It is a transcript of the gene Fer1, whose product is annotated as neurogenic differentiation factor 6-A. Gene Ontology annotation, molecular function: RNA polymerase II transcription regulatory region sequence-specific DNA binding; DNA-binding transcription factor activity, RNA polymerase II-specific; protein dimerization activity. The record is from RefSeq and is a predicted model, not a curated record. Bases 746 to 1744 code for a protein of 332 amino acids. The transcript is spliced from 3 exons. NCBI's taxonomy places the organism in Eukaryota, Metazoa, Arthropoda, Insecta, Hymenoptera, Braconidae. Gene Ontology annotation, biological process: regulation of transcription by RNA polymerase II; developmental process.
UUUUCCCACUUCGCCAGUGCCACUCACUUAACGAUAACGCAUGGACGCGGACGCACAUAUUAAAUAAAAUCAUUAAUACCCGUUCAAAGAACUAUAACAAACAAUCGAGCACGUAACCACAUCCACAAUAAUUUUUAAAAAAAUGUAAAAAUAAAAACCGAAAAAGAUAAUGUUAAAAUUUUUAAUAAAUAAAUCAUGGAAGCGAUGUUUCCAACUCCUCUGAUUUAUAAAAAUCAAUUGUUAAAUUAAUUUAAUUUGUUAUGCAAGGAAGUGAGGAGUGAGUAAGUCCUGCGAAUAAUUGGAAAUGAUUUAUCAGAAGGAUUAAAAUUCCCCCAAAGGUGAACGAAUAACGAAUGCCCUGGAAUUUUCACCGGUGCAAGUGUAUUUAAUAAAAAUUGUCGGCACGUGCCAGGCGUGACGACACGUGCUGGUGUUUUGAGAGUAUCAGGUUGACGCGUGUAUAAGUCGUAUCAGGAGUGAGGAUCACCCCGGUCGUGUUUAAGUGUGCUGGAGAGGAGAUCUCAUUCGGAAAUUGAAGCUUAUCCCCAAUUAUCCCCUGAAAAAUACCGGGCAAUCGGAUAAAAUCGACGAUCGGCAUGCACGUGCCAAAUAAAAAUUGAAUACUUAAGCCGCCAUGUGAGGUCGACACACAAGGAGACAUCAGGAACCGAUCUAGUCACAAAUUCUAGUCAUAGAGAAUUUUUUUUUUUUAGUCUGUACUGUAUUUUAAUUGAAAAUCAUCGAGAUGAUGUACUCGAUGGAUAAUUUGGAACUCGACAUGAUGAAUCGUCAUUACAUUUACGAUGCCCACUCGUUCCUGGGCAACCCGGUGAUACCACCGCACUGCGGUCCCCCGACGGCGGCCGUUCUACCGCCGAUGAUCCCCCAGAUAGGGCCCUCACACCCACCUGGUAGCACCGGGAGCUCCAAUUGUAGUGAGCAUUAUCCAUUUGAUGAGAACAGUAGUGACGAUGAAAGUGUUUAUAGUAGUGAUAGAGAGAUUCGUACGAGGGAUGGACAUUCCAGAAAACGCAGUCACGACUGCAUGCUGGAGGACGAGGACGGGCCGACAUUGAAGCGUCCACGUCAAGCUGUCCAACAACGUCAAGCGGCCAACCUCCGAGAGCGGAGACGUAUGCAGAACAUAAAUGAUGCAUUCGAAGGCCUUAGGGCGCACUUACCCACCCUACCCUACGAAAAACGUUUAUCAAAAGUUGACACUCUUCGUCUUGCCAUUGGUUACAUAACUUUCUUGACAGAACUCGUCAGAGCCGACAAAGGUAGUGAUACUCACAACGGCAGCGGUACAAUUUCAAGAUGUCCAGGAAGGGAGCACUCCGAGAAAGUGAUAGUUCACAGCUACGGUGGGAAUCCCUUCAUCUCUCACUCCCUCUCCUGGUCCCGAAAAUCGGACAUAUCCCCCAAUGGAAUGAUGUUCGCUAAAGUCUGGACCCCAGAGGAUCCACGACUAUCUAAAAACACUUCCGCACUCUCUAAAAUCGACUCCAUCGAAAUGAGUAAGGACUGGUCGCCGGAGGAGACGCACACGUCGAAAUCAGAGAGUUUGAUUGAUAAAUUCGAGAGCCGGGAAAUGCCGAAGGCAUGGACUCCAGAGGACCACGGAACCCUUAAAAACACUAUCAACGAGAGUAUGGAGAUGGCCAAGACGUGGCAGGAGCCACGCACCCUGAAAAAUUGCAUGGAGAAACACAUGUCUCUGGAUUGCGUUGCCGUCCAAUCGUAGGGAACGGCCAAGUGGAGACAGACUAAUGACUAUCAAACGAAUUAAUAGUGUUAUUUAGUUUUUAGGGGUCUGUCUUCAUCGCAAUUGUCUGCAGUGCAACAAAAAAAUAACGAGGAUUGAGAGGGGAAAUGAGUCUAGUCGAAACACGCCAUUGAAUUUGUAUUAUUAUUGAAUUAAAAUUACUAAUUAUGAUAGGUAUUGAUGUAAAUGUGGGAUGAAGGAGCACUCACUCAUUUGUAAAUAAAAUCAACUAUGAUAA